Messenger RNA from Purpureocillium takamizusanense, 1803 nucleotides. RefSeq lists its product as uncharacterized. The transcript is spliced from 2 exons. The record is from RefSeq and is a predicted model, not a curated record. Gene Ontology annotation, molecular function: protein binding. NCBI's taxonomy places the organism in Eukaryota, Fungi, Ascomycota, Sordariomycetes, Hypocreales, Ophiocordycipitaceae. The coding region runs from base 774 to 1520 and encodes 248 amino acids.
CAAUAGUUAACAUCUACGACGACGCCCGACACCCCCCUGCCCGUCCUCGUCCAUCUCGCCCAACCCAGGCUCCCGGAGCCAGUGCCGGAGACAAAUGCCGUCCGCCCUGUUGACUCCGUUCUGGAAGCCCGGUCAGUACUACUAGGUAAGGUAGCAGAUGGUAGGCCAAAAUGGUGUGGUGUGGUGUGGUGUGGUAUGGUGUAUAGUACCAAGUGUACAAAGUCAUACAUGUGGCAAUACAUGGGUACGACAGGUCUCUCUCAACUUGGGUAACAAGAUGCAGGCAGCUACUGCCGACUCGGUACUGCAGCUGCAAGAUUCGACGGCCGUAGCAGCAGCAAGGAAGGAGCAGGCGGGUCGGUCGGGGUUCAUUCACUCAUCCAUCCAUUCAUCCAUCCCUCCAUCCAUCCAUGCAUUCGCUCGCUCGCUCGCUCGCUCGUUCAUUCAUUCUUGUGGCCCACCGCGGCGAGGCUGUCUCAGCUGCCGAUGAAACACAGCCAACGAUACCCAGCGUCUUGAUCCCCAACAUACGGCUUUCAAGUCUUCAAGCGCUGCCGAGAGACGCACCUGACCUGCUUGCUCUCCUCCAUUGCCGCAAAAUCAGACGACACUCCGUUGCAACAAGAUCACAAAGUCUAGCCAGACUUGCCCGGCCAGCUCCGGCCACUUCAUGCCCUCAAUAAGGCCUGACUCAGAAGCAGUCGAGGCGGCCAACCAAGUUCGCACGAGACGGCGCCUUCGUUGAUAGCCAUUCUACCAGGCCCCCUUCCACCAUGAUUAUCCUCCCGAGGCUUCCCGCGGCGCCACCAAGAAAACGAGGCCCCGACUUCUACAACAGACAUGACUUGCCGGCAACCUAUACGGGCGGCGGCCUUGUCAAGCAGACGCUCGUCCAGCACCAGCACCAGCCACUGACACAGCACCAGCCCGCGCCCACAUGUCGCUCGCUGCCACCACAGGUGCCCUCGCGCAUCGAGCGAUUACCCAGCGAGCUCCAGCGAAUCAUCUUCUCGUAUCUCGACUACCAGGCUCUGAUACAUCUUUCUACCCUGAAUCGCUACUUUCACCGCACCAUACAGCCUCGAGACAUGGCCGAUCCUGUCGACAUGACCCAGUUCGUGAUGCGAGCUGCCAAAGACUUCCCUCAACAUCGCCCGAGCGAGAAGGGUCACGACUACAAGCCCGGAAACUUUGAGUGCUACAUCUGCUUCCGAGUGCGCUCACCAGAUCACUUUGAUAUGCUGCAGCCCCAGGCUGCCUUUGUCGACACAACAGGCCGCAUAGUCCGUGGGCGCGAGCCCGAUGCGCGCAUCGACAGACAGGUGAUGCUUCGUCGAUUUUGCAUAGAUUGCGGUGUCUGCGAGGGUAUACAUGCCCCUUUCGACUGUUUGACCACGAGAACAGGCAAAGACUUGUGGGUGUGCAACUGCCGACAAGUCUGGUCUAAACCAGGUUGCCUUCGCUGUCCCGAUUGUCGAGGGGACUGUCCAUUGCGGCCAAGACGCAAGCUCUUGCUGUGACUCGAAUCGCGAUCGACCUUUCCAGCUAAUGCGUCGUUGGUGCUAUCAACUGUCUCGCGAUGACGUUGUGGUGGGAGCUGGAGAGUAGAGUGUCUCUUCAACCUUCCCCCAACACAAAAGUGUUCGAAGGCGGCCUGUCCCCGUCCGAGGAAUUUUUUGGAAAACAAAACCGGGGAGAUCGGGCUGGGCGUUCGGCGUUGAGCUUGCGUUGCCGGUCGCAAACCGAGACAAGGCGAGAGACGGCCGUCCUGUAAUCACUUUUAAUACAUACAUGCUUUCACUG